Meleagris gallopavo (turkey) is the source of this 668-nucleotide messenger RNA. Lineage: Eukaryota; Metazoa; Chordata; Aves; Galliformes; Phasianidae. The record is from RefSeq and is a predicted model, not a curated record.
CGGCCAAAGCCGCGCGGCGGUGCUAUGUUGUGCGGCUAGGGCGGCCGCCAAUAGCGCGGAGCGGGCGGGAGCGUGCCUGGAAGAGCAGUGGGGCCACUCGAACAGCGGUCCGAAACGAGCGGCCCACUCGCCCUUACGUAGGGUGGUGCUGGCCGAGGUGAUCAAGGCCUUCGGGGCGCCUGAGAACGUGCAGCGCAUGGACGAGGCCCGGGAGAACGCGUGUAACGACAUGGGCAAGAUGCUGCAGUUCCUGCUGCCCGUGGCCACGCAGAUCCAGCAGGACGUGAUCAAGGCCUACGGCUUCAGUAGCGACGGCGAAGGGGUGCUAAAGUUCGCCCGGCUGAUCAAGUCCUACGAGUCGCAGGACCCGGAGAUCGCCAGCAUGUCGGCAAAGCUGAAGGCUCUGUUCCUGCCCCCCAUGACGCUGCCGCCGCACGGGGCUGGCAUUGGCGGCGUGGCCGCCUCGUGAUGGCGCCGCCUGGGCUGGUGCUGGUGGUCCCCGGGGUUCCGGUCGGAGCCUUCCCUCGCGGCUGGGGCUGUCUGCGCUGCUGCUCAGCCAGCCCCGGGAAACUGAGUGGUUAAACAAGGAAGAUAAUGGCGUGAGACGAACCGGCUUCUUUGUGCAUGUUUCUGUUUCUGGCUGUGAAUAAAAUACGUCUUGAAAGGGC